This is a messenger RNA of Ceratosolen solmsi marchali, 1063 nucleotides long. Its product is annotated as chymotrypsin-2-like. Gene Ontology annotation, biological process: proteolysis. Bases 40 to 870 code for a protein of 276 amino acids. Gene Ontology annotation, molecular function: serine-type endopeptidase activity. The transcript has 4 exons. The record is from RefSeq and is a predicted model, not a curated record. Lineage: Eukaryota; Metazoa; Arthropoda; Insecta; Hymenoptera; Agaonidae.
AUUAAAUAAUGACUUUACAUUGACACUUACAUUUUCAGUAUGCAAUAUAAAAAAACACUGUUAUUACUUUUGCGAUAUAUUCUAAUUUAUAAACAAUGCAAUUUUUUACUUGUAAAUGGCUUGAUUGGUGCAAAUGUUCGAGAAGCCGAAAUUAAUGAAUUCUCCUCGGCUGUGGCCAUUGUCAAGAUUGUGCCAGAUAACAGUUGGCCAGAAAAUAAUUUUAAAUGUUCGGCAACGCUCAUUAGUUAUAGGGACGUUUUAACGUGUGCGCAUUGCGUUGAAAACGAGGAAGUUGAUCAAGUUAAGGUACUCGUCGGUAUGAAUAAUUUAAGGGACGGUAUAGAACAUCUUCCAUUGUGGUGGGUAACUUACGAUGAAUGGGCUGAACAAAACGGUGUCGCCUCUUUAUUCCCAGUCAAUGACUUGUGUAUUAUACGGCUAGCAAGGAACGUAAGCAUAAAUCAUGCUACACCAUCGAGAAUAGUAAGAAUUUCGAGGGACAGAUUGCAGGGAAGACGAGUCCAUUUGGCCACAUGGGGUACAGUAAUGACAGGUCGAAUUCCCAGGAUGAUGCAAACGGUUUCCUUGAAUAUCUAUUCUAAUCAAGAAUGUUCUAACAGAUAUACUAACAUUACGCAUGAAUUAUAUAGAUUACCUCUUAACUAUUUGUGUACCGCUGCGACUCCAUUUGCAUUAAUAAGUCCAGGUGACAGUGGCGGCGGACUUUAUUUAGAUAGAAAUACUAUAAUUGCAGUGACAAAAUCAGUGUCUCCAAGUUUCAACUUCUAUCAUCAAUUAUCAGUGAAUACACAUACAUUUUUGUAUUUUUAUCGAGAUUUCAUCCGAUUGAUUGUACAACAUUCUAUUUAAAUUACUAAUAUUACGAUAGAAUAGAGAGAGAGAGAGAGAGAGAGAGAGAGAGAGAAAACAUACAUUUAAAAUAUUAGAAAUAGUAAUUAUAGCAUGAAUUCGGUGUAUAACGCGAUUUCUAAAGUCGUAAGCAUCAAUUAAAAAUAUCAAUUAUGUUAAUUAAUUUUACCAUAAUAAUACGAUAUUUUCAUAA